This is a messenger RNA of Pomacea canaliculata, 2155 nucleotides long. RefSeq names its product serine hydroxymethyltransferase, cytosolic-like. Gene Ontology annotation, molecular function: cobalt ion binding; mRNA 5'-UTR binding; serine binding. NCBI's taxonomy places the organism in Eukaryota, Metazoa, Mollusca, Gastropoda, Architaenioglossa, Ampullariidae. Gene Ontology annotation, biological process: folic acid metabolic process; purine nucleobase biosynthetic process; L-serine catabolic process. The transcript has 8 exons. Gene Ontology annotation, cellular component: cytosol; nucleus; cytoplasm. The record is from RefSeq and is a predicted model, not a curated record. The coding region runs from base 155 to 1561 and encodes 468 amino acids.
UUCGAUUGGCCAAAAGGUAUAACCUCUUCUUAAAACAAAUAUGAUUGGUUAUUUUAAUGUAUAAAUAUAUUUUGCCGACUGCACGAGGUGGUCUCUGGCGUCGGUGGUGAAGUUGUUGGUAAGGCGUGACGUGAAUAUCGCAUACGAACGCAGAAUGACUGAAGACUGCAGAUUUUGGCUGCAGGAUGACAUAAGAGAUGAUGAUCCAGAGAUUUAUGAGCUCAUUCGUGCAGAGAAGGAGCGACAGCGCAGAGGGUUGGAGUUGAUUGCCUCUGAGAACUUUGCCAGCAAAUCUGUUUUGCAGGCCCUUGGUUCUUGUCUCAACAAUAAAUAUUCUGAAGGUCAGCCAGGCCAGAGGUAUUAUGGUGGAAAUGAAAUCAUUGACAAAGUGGAACUCCUGUGUAAGAAGCGAGCACUUGAUGCUUAUAACUUGAACAACGAGGAGUGGGGUGUCAAUGUCCAACCGCUUUCUGGUUCUCCUGCAAAUUUUGCUGUUUACACAGCUCUUGUUGAACCUCAUGGUCGUAUCAUGGGGCUUCAUCUGCCAGAUGGGGGCCAUUUGUCACAUGGUUUUAUGACCAACCAAAAGAAAGUGUCUGCAACAUCUCUUUUCUUUGAAUCCUUCCCAUACAAGCUGGAUCCUGCUACUGGUCUUAUUGAUUAUGACAAGCUGGCAGAGAAUGCAAAACUGUUUCUUCCAAAGAUGAUUGUUGCAGGUGUCAGCUGUUAUUCUCGUAACCUUGACUACAAGCGGUUCCGUGAGAUUGCAGAUGAGGUGGGAGCUUACUUACUUGCAGAUAUGGCACAUGUCAGUGGUCUGGUAGCUGCAGGAGUGGUUCCCAGUCCAUUUGAAUACUGUGAUGUUGUUACCACCACAACUCACAAGUCUCUGAGAGGGCCUCGCUCUGGCAUGAUAUUCUAUAGAAAAGGUGUAAGAAAGGAAACAAAGAAUGGAGAAAAGGUAAUGUUUGAUCUGGAGAGGAAGAUAAAUGAGGCAGUAUUCCCAGGUCUCCAGGGAGGCCCUCACAAUCAUCAGAUUGCAGCUGUUGCAGUAUCUCUGAAGCAGGCGCAGACACCAGAGUUUAAACUGUAUCAGCAACAAAUUGUUUCCAAUGCAAAAGCAAUGGCAAAGGCACUACAAAAUAAAGGGUACCAUAUUGUGUCUGGAGGAACAGACACACACCUUGUGCUUGUCGAUCUUCGUCCUCAAAAGCUGGAUGGGGCAAGGGGUGAGAAAGUUUUGGAGGAGAUUGGCCUUGCUGUGAAUAAGAACACUUGCCCCGGAGACAAAUCUGCUCUAAAGCCAAGUGGGUUGCGACUUGGUACCCCUGCACUAACCUCUCGAAACUUCAAGGAAGCUGACUUUGAAAAAGUUAUUGAUUUUUUUCAUGAAGCUAUUGAGCUCACAAAGGAAAUCAACAGCAGUUGUGGUCCGUUGCUGAAAGAGUUCAAGGCAAAGGUGGAUGAAGACCCAGUUAUCCGUUCCAAGAUUAAAGAUUUGAAACAGCGUGUUGAAAAUUUUGCAGUGUCAUUCCCUAUGCCAGGGUUUAAUGAUUGGUGAUUUGCAUAUCUUCAUAUGACCUUAUUUACAAACGUGCACAAGUUUUCACAUCAUAACAUGGACAGCUUUAAGCAUAAAGCACAAAAAAAUCUGAACAUUCUUUUGUUCCUUUAGUCUUUUGACUGACUGUACCACAACAUAUACUAUUUUCAGGGAAAUGAAAAUGUGUUAUAUGUGUCCAGUUGAACAUUUUUCAAGAGAUCACCUUAUACAAAUCUAUUUCCAUGGGUUAAAGAGAAAUUCAUGUGUGUUAUAAAUAUUUUGUCAUGCUGUCUUAGUUGAUAUUAAAAGUAAACUGAUUAUUUGGACAUAGCUACCAUAUUUACAAAUCUCCACUGGGUUUUCUAUCAUUUUAAAUCUUGAAAUGUUUGAGGAGCGUGGUAUCAAAAUGCACUCUGCAUUUCCUGAAUUUUACAUGCGAUUUGAACUUUGAAACUUAUUAGCUUACAUUUUUUGUUUUUUCAUAUGACAAAAAAGGAUUUUGUGAACUUGUGCAUGGUAUUAACAACUCUGUUAGAAUAUUUUAAGAUAUUUUGCAGCAAUUUCAGGAACAAUUAAAAAAAAAGCACUUGUCAUGUGCAAUAUUAUUUGAAA